This is a messenger RNA of Sesamum indicum (sesame), 1676 nucleotides long. Its product is annotated as 1-aminocyclopropane-1-carboxylate synthase 3-like. NCBI's taxonomy places the organism in Eukaryota, Viridiplantae, Streptophyta, Magnoliopsida, Lamiales, Pedaliaceae. Gene Ontology annotation, biological process: amino acid metabolic process; biosynthetic process. Gene Ontology annotation, molecular function: transaminase activity; pyridoxal phosphate binding. The record is from RefSeq and is a predicted model, not a curated record.
GAGUUGCUGUCAGUUAGAUCAUUCACAGCAUUCAAUCCGAUUGAGUUACAAAAUGACGCUGUCGAAGAAAGCCAGCUGCAAUUCGCACGGCCAAGAUUCGUCCUACUUCCUGGGAUGGCAGGAGUACGAGAAGAACCCAUACGAUGAGGUCCGGAAUCCUAACGGAAUUAUUCAGAUGGGUCUUGCAGAGAAUCAGCUCUCUUUCGAUCUACUGGAAUCAUGGCUGGCAGAAAAUCCAGAUGCAGCCGCCUUCAAGAGAAAUGGAGAGUCCAUUUUCAGAGAGCUUGCUCUCUUUCAAGAUUACCAUGGCCUUCCUGCUUUCAAGAAUGCAAUGGUACAAUUCAUGGCUCAAAUCCGAGGGAACAAAGUCAGCUUUGAUCCCAACAACCUAGUACUCACUGCCGGCGCGACCUCAGCCAAUGAGACUCUAAUUUUUUGCCUGGCUGAGCCCGGCGAGGCGUUUCUCCUCCCCACUCCGUACUACCCUGGUUUCGACAGAGACCUGAAAUGGCGAACCGGAGUGGAAAUCGUGCCGAUACAGUGCACUAGCUCUAAUGGCUUCAGAAUCACUGCACCUGCCCUCGAAGAGGCUUAUCAACUGGCCCAGAAACGUAAUCUCAAAGUUAAGGGAGUAUUAGUCACUAAUCCUUCCAACCCGCUGGGGAUAACCCUGACCCGCCAAGAGCUCAAUCUCCUCGUCAAUUUUAUUGAUGCAAAGGGGAUCCACCUCAUCAGCGACGAGAUUUAUUCGGGCACGGCUUUUGAUUCGCCAAACUUCGUCAGCAUCAUGGAGGUUCUAGUAAACAGGAACUACGUGAACACAGAACUCUGGAACCGGGUUCACAUUGUUUACAGCCUCUCCAAGGAUUUGGGUCUUCCGGGUUUCCGGGUCGGAGCCAUCUACUCCAACGAUCAUAUGGUUGUAGCAGCAGCCACGAAAAUGUCGAGUUUCGGGUUAGUUUCUUCCCAAACUCAGUACCUUCUCUCCGCCAUGCUUUCAGACAAGAAGUUCGCGGAGAGUUACAUCGUUGAAAACAGAAGAAGGCUCAAGAACAGGCACGCAAUGCUGGUCCGCGGCCUGCAGAGAACCGGCAUCCCAUGCCUGGAGAGCAAUGCCGGUUUGUUCUGCUGGGUCGACAUGAGACAUCUGUUAAGCUCCAAAACAUUCGAAGCAGAAAUGGAGCUUUGGAAGAAGAUCGUGUACGAAGUCGGGUUGAACAUCUCGCCCGGAUCAUCCUGCCAUUGCGUGGAACCGGGUUGGUUCCGCGUGUGCUUCGCCAACAUGUCCGAAGAUACACUAGACCUCGCCAUCCAACGCCUAACAUCGUUCGUGAACGCGAUUUCUUCAAGUGAAAACAAAAAUCGUAUAUCCCAGAAUUCAAGCAAGAGCUCAAGGAGAAAGUUGCUCACCAAGUGGGUUUUUCGGCUAUCGUUCCAGGAUCGCGAUCGUGAACGGUAGUUGGUGUGAACACCCCAUUAUUUAUUAAUUUCCCACAAUUUUUUCUUUUUUUUUUUACUCAAUAUACUAUUAUUAUAAUAUUGAGUUCGUAUUUUUUCAGAACUCUCUUUGUUCAUGUAGAGAGAUAGUGGUGCACUCUGUCCAUGUGGACGUGAAGUGAUAUACUCUUCUUCUUCAUUGAUUUGUGUAAUGAAAUUUACUUGAAUAUACGGGCAUU